This is a messenger RNA of Limanda limanda (common dab), 2775 nucleotides long. It is a transcript of the gene grm6b, whose product is annotated as glutamate receptor, metabotropic 6b. Lineage: Eukaryota; Metazoa; Chordata; Actinopteri; Pleuronectiformes; Pleuronectidae. Gene Ontology annotation, biological process: G protein-coupled glutamate receptor signaling pathway; regulation of synaptic transmission, glutamatergic. Gene Ontology annotation, cellular component: membrane. Gene Ontology annotation, molecular function: adenylate cyclase inhibiting G protein-coupled glutamate receptor activity. The record is from RefSeq and is a predicted model, not a curated record.
AUGAAGAAUGGGCAGGUGUCAAACGUAGAGGGAGUGGCCUGGUGCUCAGUACCUCUGCUGGUCAUCAUCAUGACAUCAGAGGACCGCUCUUCCCAUCAGUGCUCCUGGCUCGGUUCACUAUGUGGACACCGGACGUGGGCUGGGCUGCUGUGGGUGCUGCUGCUGCUGGGUACCAUCCCCAGCUCGUGGGCUCAGCAGGGCCCAACACCCCAGUCCAUCAAAAUCGAGGGCGACAUCACCCUGGGCGGCCUGUUCCCGAUACAUUCCCGAGGGCCUGCCGGGGUGCCCUGCGGGGAGGUUAAGAGAGAGAAGGGGAUCCACCGACUGGAGGCCAUGCUGUACGCCUUGGACCAGAUCAACAGCGACCCAGACUUGCUGCCCAACAUCACUCUGGGGGCCCGGAUCCUGGACACCUGCUCCAGAGACACCUACGCCCUGGAGCAGUCUCUCACCUUCGUCCAGGCCCUCAUCCAGAAGGACACCUCGGACGUUCGCUGCUCCAACGGAGAGCCCCCCAUCAUCCCCAAACCAGAGAGGGUGGUCGGGGUGAUCGGGGCAUCUGGCAGCGCGGUGUCCAUCAUGGUGGCCAAUGUGCUCAGACUGUUCUCGAUCCCCCAGAUCAGCUACGCAUCCACGGCUCCGGAGCUGAGCGACAAAAGCCGAUACGAGUUCUUCUCCCGCGUGGUGCCACCUGAUUCCUACCAGGCCCAGGCCAUGGUGGACAUCGUCAAAGCCAUGGGCUGGAACUACGUCUCCACGUUGGCCUCUGAGGGCAACUACGGAGAGAGUGGCGUAGAUGCCUUCCUCCAGAUCUCCAGAGAAGCAGGUGGGGUGUGCAUUGCACAGUCCAUAAAGAUUCCCAGAGAACCCAGAUUUGGGGAGUUUGACAAAAUCAUUAAGAGACUGAUGGAAACCUCCAACGCUCGUGGGGUGAUAAUCUUUGCCAAUGAGGACGACAUCAAGCGGGUAUUGCAGGCUGCCAAAAUAGCCAACCUGACGGGACACUUUCUGUUUGUCGGCUCUGACAGUUGGGGGGCCAAAAGCUCCCCGAUUCAAGACCAGGAGGAGGUGGCAGAGGGCGCUGUCACCAUCCUCCCAAAGAGAGCCUCUAUUGAUGGCUUCGACCAGUACUUCAGUACGAGAUCUCUGGAAAACAACAGGAGAAACAUCUGGUUUGCAGAAUUCUGGGAGGAUGACUUCAAGUGCAAACUAACUCGCCCCGGUAUAAAAUAUGAACCUGGUAGAAGAAAAUGUACAGGGGAGGAAAGAAUCAGUGAAGACUCUCAGUACGAACAGGAGGGAAAGGUGCAGUUUGUGAUUGAUGCUGUGUAUGCCAUGGCCCACGCUUUACACAGCAUGCACAUAGACCUCUGCCCCGGCUUCAUGGGUGUCUGCGAGAAGAUGGAUCCUGUGGAAGGACAAAUGCUCCUUCAAUACAUUCACGCUGUCAGCUUCAACGGCAGCGCAGGAACUGGAGUCAUGUUCAAUGAGAACGGAGACGCUCCCGGUCGGUACGACAUCUUCCAGUACCAGCUGUCUAAUGUCACCAACCCCGGCUACAAGGAUAUUGGUCAAUGGACAAACCACCUCCGACUCAAUGCUGAUGAGAUGCAGUGGUCAGGUGGUGACCGCAAGAUCCCAGAGUCAGUGUGCAGUUUCCCCUGCGAGUCUGGUGAGAGGAAGAAAAUGGUGAAGGGCGUUCCCUGCUGCUGGCACUGUGAGUUCUGCGAUGGCUAUCAGUACCUUCUGGAUGAGUUCUCCUGUGACAUGUGCCCGUUUGACAUGAGGCCCUUCUUGAACCGCACUGGGUGCCGGGAAACACCCAUUAUCAAGCUGGAGUGGAGCUCUCCCUGGGCCAUCAUCCCCGUCUUCCUGGCCAUCAUGGGCAUCCUGGCCACCACCGGAUGCAUUGUGACCUUCAUACGCUUUAACGACACGCCUAUUGUGCGGGCCUCGGGCAGAGAGCUCAGCUACGUGUUGCUGACAGGCAUCUUCCUCAUCUACCUCAUCACCUUCCUCAUGAUAGCUGAGCCCAGUACGGCCGUGUGCGCCUUCCGCAGGCUGCUGCUGGGGCUUGGCAUGUGCAUCAGCUAUUCUGCCAUGCUCACCAAGACCAACCGGAUUUACCGCAUCUUCGAACAGGGCAAGAAGUCGGUCACUCCUCCGAAAUUCAUCAGCCCCGGCUCUCAGCUGAUUAUCACCUUUAUACUCAUCUCAGUACAGUUACUUGGCGUGUUCAUCUGGUUCGGUGUGAUGCCCCCCCACACCAUCAUCGACUACGAAGAGCAGAAGCCUCCAAACCCAGAGUUUGCCCGAGGAGUCCUGAAGUGUGACAUGUCCGACCUGUCCCUCAUCCUAUGUCUGAGCUACAGUAUCGUACUGAUGAUCACCUGCACGGUGUAUGCCAUUAAGAGCAGAGGAGUUCCUGAGACAUUCAAUGAGGCUAAGCCCAUUGGCUUCACCAUGUACACGACCUGCAUCGUCUGGCUGGCUUUCGUACCCAUCUUCUUUGGGACGGCACAGUCCACUGAGAAGAUGUUCAUCCAGACCACCACACUGACGGUGUCCAUGAGCCUGAGCGCCACCGUGUCCCUGGGCAUGCUCUACAUCCCCAAGGUGUACGUCAUCAUCUUCCACCCGGAGCAGAACGUCCAGAAGAGGAAAAAGAGCUUCAAAGCCGUGGUGCAGGCGGCCACCGUGUCCACGCACCUGUCCCAGAAGUCCAACGACAAACCCAACGGAGAGACCAAGAUCGUGCCGGACAGGUCCCAGUGA